Molecule: messenger RNA, 5036 nt
Organism: Aquila chrysaetos chrysaetos
Lineage: Eukaryota; Metazoa; Chordata; Aves; Accipitriformes; Accipitridae
Gene: ZNF395
Product: zinc finger protein 395
Exons: 10
Coding region: 1398-2903 (501 amino acids)
Biological process (GO): regulation of transcription by RNA polymerase II
Cellular component (GO): nucleus
Molecular function (GO): RNA polymerase II cis-regulatory region sequence-specific DNA binding; DNA-binding transcription factor activity
Source: RefSeq, a predicted model, not a curated record
GGACCAGCAGCCAUGUAGUGUGAGGGGCCACCCUGGGGGGAGAUGAAGGGUGGCUGUGAGGGGUGGCCAUGCAGAGAGAUGAAUGGUGGCCAUGAGGGGUGAGGUGCGAUGGCCAUGGGGUCUAAGGGGCCGCCUUGGGGAAGAUGAGGGGCAGCCAUGAGGGGUGUAUGUGGGUUGUUAAGGUUGGCCGUGGGGAGUUGAGGAGCAGCCAUGGCUGCUUGUGAGGCCAGGGGAAGGUGACUGGCAUCACCUUCCUCUGAGGAACAGGGCUGAGGUGCCCCCGACACCACCCACCAGCUCCUUUCCCCAGAGCAGCCAGUGCCUGCUGGCCAUGGGGGUCCUGCCCAUCGCCAGCCCCACUCCUCUCCCCCAGCUGCCCCAGGGCCGAGCAUCGCCGGGCCGAGUGGCUGCGCAGGGAGGCCUCUGCCAACGCUGGUGGGGUGUGCGGUGCCCUCCCGGCCCCCCGGCUGCUUUGCAGUGCCUCCCCUCGCGUGUUGCAGCAGCACGUCUCUGCGGAGCAAGCUGCCUCCUAACGUGCGUGAGAUCGGCAGGCAAGGGAUUUCGUAGGCACCUGCCCUCAUCUGCAUAUGUAAUAACUCACUUUUCAUUUUAACAGAUAUUGAGGUGACUUAGAAAUACAAGUUUGAGGAGCUUGGGAGGAAAUUUAGGAGCAUUGCUGGAAGUAGAAGAUUUUGGCUCCUCUUUGGGUGCUUUGGAGAAGGUACCUUAUUUUUACUGGACAAAAAAAUACAUAUAGGUGUUGUUGAGAAAUACUAGAGUCCUCAUACAAGCAAGGCAGGUUUCAUUUUUUUAUACGACGAGUGGAUGAUAUCCCCUCUCUGUCCCAACAAUUUACCUUGGACAAUCGUUGUAAAAUCCCAGCUGCGUUGUGUGUAUUAGUUGGUGGUAAAAAUAUACUUUUUUUUAAGCUGGCAAUAGGCCCAGCAUUUGUCUCCGCUAGCUGACACACAUUAAAACAAAUCACCUUGCCUGUAUGGAGGUUUUAAAGGUGAUCGCCCAGUACAGCGUGUGGUAUUUCAGGGGGUCCCCGAGUAAAGCCCGCAGGCGUUGUGUGGGCCGCUGCAUUUGUACAUCAGCUUUGCCAGAACGCGCGAUAAAGGGCCAAGCAGCCAAAGUGGGAAUUUUUGUCAUCGGGAACCCAGAAGCCAAGGCUUUGAGGGGGGGAAAUUCAGUGCCCGAAACCAAAAUAAACCCCAAAAGGAGCAUCGCUGGCAUUGAUUUAAUUCUGCCUUAUUGCUAAACAGACUUGAUGAGAGUCGGCAGAAGAAAAACCUUUGAGGUUUUUGUACGGUCGUGCCGGAGAGCUGCGGUGGGAACUCGAGUCGGGGUCAUUGUCACGUCCCCUCGAAAUGAAGAGCAAUUAGCACGUGUCCGAGAUGGCGAGCGUGCUGUCCAGGCGUCUGGGGAAGCGCUCCCUGCUAGGCACCCGCGUCUCUGCCCCCGGCGCCUUGGCUGAUGGGGUGCUGGUGGCCACCCAGGUCCCCGGCUUGCAGACCGACCUUGGCCAGGCAUCUGCCCACACGGUGCCGCGAGAGGAUGGAUCCUGUGCACCGUCGGCAGAGGAGAGCAGCCAAGCACCCAGGUUCCCCAGCCCCGGCCGCCAGCAGCUUUGUGCCGGGCAGCAAGUCCUCGUCACCUACAACGGGCAGGAGCGUGCUGGCCUCGUGGAGCAGCACAACCCACUGAGCGACAAGGUGAAGGUGCUGCUGCCGGAGCAGGGCUUGCAGGCGUGCUGGAGGGUACAGGACGUGCGGCCGGCUCCGCUCCAGCCCCCCACCCUGCCCGCAGCUGGCGGUCCCAGCCCUGCUGAGGCGCUGCAGAGAUCCGUAUCCAGCAAUAUUGAUGUACCCAAGAGGAAAGCUGACGCGGCUGUGGAGAUGGACGAGAUGGUGGCAGCCAUGGUGCUGACGAGCCUCUCCUGCAGCCCUGUGGUACAGAGCCCUCCCGCCGGCGAGAGUGGCAUCCCCCCCUCACGGGCAGCGUGCGAUCCCUGGAAGGAGAGCGGCGACGUCUCGGACAGCGGAAGCAGCACCACCAGCGGGCACUGGAGCGGGGGCAGCGAGAUCUCCACCCCUUCGCCUCCCCACCCCGCCGGCAGUCCCAAGUACUCCAGCGAGGCCCUGAGCUCCCCCCAGGCAGAUGAUGGCUUCGAGACCGACUCCGACCCCUUUCUCCUUGAUGAACCCGCUCCACGCAAAAGAAAGAACUCGGUGAAGGUGAUGUACAAGUGCCUGUGGCCGAGCUGCGGCAAGGUCCUGCGCUCCAUCGUCGGCAUCAAGCGACACGUCAAGACCCAGCACCUUGGGGACAGCGCAGACUCCGACCAGCGGAAGCGGGAGGAGGAUUUCUACUACACCGAAGUGCAGGUGAAGGAAGAGCCGGCGCCGGAGGCGGCCGCCGCCGCCAGCCCCACGUCCGCGUCCACCCCCAUCAUCAUCCACCAGCAAGCCCUGGCAAAGCCGGAGGCGCUGCUGGUGGAGCAGCCGGUGCUGGAGCCCGCCCUGGCCAGCGGCGCCCUGAGCCAGUCUGCCCCCAGCUCCUUCUGGCACAUCCAGGCUGAUCAUGCCUACCAGGCGUUGCCCUCCAUCCAAAUUCCAGUGUCCCCCCACAUCUUCACCAGCAUCAGCUGGGCCACUGCCACCUCGACUCUCCCGUCUCUGUCACCGGUGCGGAGCCGGUCGCUCAGUUUCAGCGAACCCCAGCCACCGACACCGAUGCUCAAGUCCCACCUGAUCGUCGCCUCACCGCCCAGGGUGUCCAUCGGCACCAGAAAAGUCCGCGGUGAAGCCAAAAAGUGCCGUAAGGUGUACGGCAUCGAGCACCGGGACCAGUGGUGCACGGCCUGCCGGUGGAAAAAAGCCUGCCAGCGCUUCCUGGACUGAGCGCAGCACCGCGGUGCCGCAUCCCUCCCCUGCUCCUGCCCGGGGAGCACCGGAGUCCCUCACUGCUGCAACCAGGGACCUUGGAGGUACCUCCUGUGACCCCAGAAGACACCUCCAGAGCUGCGUGUAAAUUCCUCCUUCUGUAUAUUGUACAUCUGCUGGGUUUGCUCUUUUUUUAAAAAAAACUUUUUCCAACUUUUUUUUUUUUUUUUAAACCUGAAGAAUAUCUCCCUUUGUACAGUAAAAGCUGGGGCUGGGAGGGAAGGAAGCUGGUUCCUUGGGGUUCGGGGGAGACUGUAGGCAAUCUGGGGACCAAAGAGCUUCCUGCAUUUCCCAGAUGAGCCCUAAAAUCUCCUGAACCGUCGCAGCGUGGCCGGGGUGAGGCGUUGAGGCAGCUUCCCGUGUCCUUUGACUACCUAGAAAGUGCAAAUCCCCUGUAUCCCUUAAGGGAGGGGGUCGGUAACAAUUAUAGCUUUAAAAAAGAAAAUGCUGUUGGGUUGCUGCAAGCAAGGCAGGAGCGGUUCUCGGGGCAGGAGUCGGAGGUUUCUUUCCCCGCAUGGAUGUGGUCUUUGCUCGUGUCGCGUCACACCGGUACCUCAAGCCUGCGCAUGCCUCUGGUCGGUUCCAGCGUGUCGUUUUUGGAGGCAUUUGGGGGGUAAAAAACACCCAAAACAUUUUAAUCAGGAAAGCUAUGAGAAUUUUUAAGGCAAAACCUUAUGUUCCUUCUCAUUUUAGGCUUUGUAAGUCUGCUUAGCUCUGUGAAAAAUCUAUGUUGUGGCCCUCACUGUGUCCUUCAAAACUAGGCAGAGCGAUUUUAUUUUUUUUCAAUUAAUGAUUCCACCAAUAAAGGCAGCUGGGAGGACUGGGAAGGGUUUCCCUUAGCAUCACUGUAUGGCCCCAAUUCAGCAAAACGCUUCAAUAUUUCCUUCUGAAUCCCAUCGAACCUCGUGGGAGUUUUCUGACUUCCAUCCUUUAAAAUAUGUAUUUACCCAACCCAAAUUACUGCUGGCUUCCUGUCACUGUCACUGCUGUGACCACUUGCACCGCUGGCGAGGCGUUGCACUUGGUGUCGGGCCAGGAUGCGUGCGGCCGGGGAGCCGGAUCGCCCCGUCGGCUUUCUCCCCUCGCCGGGGCAGGCAGCCAUUUGGAUUUGUAUUAUUUUUUUUGCUGCGUUUUUGAUAAUCAUAGGCCAUAACCCGCAGCUGUCGAGCCAAGAGCAAUCCCUGCACGCAGCUUGAGCCCGGGGUGUCUUUAAGGACCCCGUGCCGAGACUCAGCUUCCCUUAUAAAAGCGAAUCGUGUGGGUGGGAGAGUCCGAUACUGCUCCCGGAUUGCCCCGUUGCUGAAGGGAUCGGGUGGGCAGGCGAAGCGGGUUGAGAUACAUAUAUAUAUAUUACUGGUGCUUGUUGACGUGUUUGGGUAUUUCUUUUGUUGUUGUUCGUUUGUAAUUUUGUACAUAUAAACAGUAUAUCGUCCCGCAACCUGAUCUUCUCUCUGGUAUCCAACUGGUGGAUGCAAUAUUUGGCCGCUGGAAGGCGGGAGCAAAACUCCUUGGGCAGGGUGCGACCCCAUGGGGUUACAUCCCCGGGUGGGUCUGGGCAGGUCCGGCUCAAGUCCCAGGGAAGAGAAGAGGUUCUGCUCCUUGAGAGCUGCUCGCUCAGGUUCCCAUCCCUGCUGGAGCAUGGUAUUAGGAGCAAAAUGUCAGGAAAAGCCUUUUCCUUUCCUGCUGGCGUCGGGGACUCGUUGCGGGUUCCCAGCUUGAGCGUUUUAUUGCAAAAACGACUUUCCAAAGCGCGUUGCCAGUUGGUGCUCUGCAUCCACAGCCCUGGUAACAAUUAAUUGCAUGGUGGGGUUGUUGCACUACUCAAAAAUAGGUGUUUGGGGUUUUUUUUUAAUAAAAAAAGCCCCCAUGCCUUUGCUGCUGUCUGAUCCCCAGCAUUUGAACAGCCGAGCUGGUGUUCUCUGUCCUGCGUUGCCUCAUGGAGCUCAGCCUGUUUAUCCUUUCGGGGAAGGGCCCUGCAAUGCCGGGGUGCGGGCCGGUUUUCGGUGAUGCCGGUGGCUCUCCACAAGCGAGCCAGUGGUUUGGGAAGUCCCAUGCAGCGCCUCGCUGCAUUUUCAUUUUUCAAAUUUUUUU